Molecule: messenger RNA, 870 nt
Organism: Fusarium tjaetaba
Lineage: Eukaryota; Fungi; Ascomycota; Sordariomycetes; Hypocreales; Nectriaceae
Product: mitochondrial outer membrane (Sam35)
Exons: 3
Coding region: 1-870 (289 amino acids)
Biological process (GO): mitochondrion organization
Cellular component (GO): SAM complex
Source: RefSeq, a predicted model, not a curated record
AUGACGUCUACCGUCGACUCUCCACAGUCGAAUCGCUGGUUUGUCGUCCCGCGCCCCAUUCGAAAUCUAUUCAACCAUUUCCCCCUUCACGUAUACAGCCCCGAAGAGCUCCCCGCAAGGUCCCCCGCCAUCGUGCGCCAACGACCGGCCCUAUAUGUUUUUGUGGCAGAUGAAGAUGCUUUGACAGGGAAGCCGAGCUAUAAUCCUUCAUGUCUGAAGUGGCAGACUGUGUUGAGAAUCGCUGGUAUUGAUUUCGAUAUCGUACCUUCGAAUAACCACGCCUCGCCCUCAGGCGCAUUGCCUUUUCUCCUGCCACUGGCGUCGCAAGCCUCGAAACCCCUAACUGGCGAAAAGAUUCACAAAUACGUGCGCGAGCACGCUGUGCAUGAGCUGUCCAACAUCACAUCACCCCGCCUUGAAGCCUACCAAGCUCUCCUGACACAAAAUAUACGACCAGCUUGGCUAUAUGCUCUCUACCUCCUACCCGCCAAUGCUCCUCUCCUCAAAAGUCUCUACCUUCCUUCCUCGAUGCUCCUUCGCGCGCCUCUCCAUCAGACACUCCACGCCGCGGCCACUUCCGAAAUACUCAAGACAACACGACGUGCGACUAUCUCACCGUCACAACUUCUAGCCGACGCCACAACUGCCCUGCGAGCACUAUCAUCCCUACUAGGAGAGGAUAAAUGGUUCUUUGGUGCUCAUGGGCCCGGCUUGUUUGAUGCAGACGUGUUUGCAUACACCUAUCUGAUAGAUGAUAACGCUCUUGCUUGGCAGGACAAGUCAUUGAGCCAAUGCUUGGGAGGACUAGAUAAUUUGAAGAGGCACAAGGAACGGCUAUACAAAAAGUGCUGGGGAGUGGACACAUUGUGA